CAGAGAGAGAAGACGGAGAGAGAGGGGCCCUCGGCAUCUCCAAAGCCGGCCCAGUGAGGGGGUGAGGGGCUCUAGAGCACUACAAUGGAGAGGAUAGUGGGAGGAGAAGCAGAAACGGGGGGAUAAGAAAAGGGAAAAAGGCAGGGCGAUAAAAUCAGAAGCAGGCUUUCGCAGAGACAGGGGAGUGGGUGGGUGGGAUCUGAGAAGAGGAGGGGAAAACAGAUAAAAGUUUUGAAGACCAGACGAGGAGAGGGAGAGGGAAGGGGAAAAGAGACUACAGAUAGUCAGAAAGAGUCUACGUUAAUGGCAAAGGUAGGUGGAGAUUCAUGGAAAAAGAGGAGGAAGCUCUGUGUCUCAGGAGUCCUCCUGUUCCUCUUCUGCUUCUACUUCUUUCUGUGAGGCUGCUGGACAUCAUCCAUCACCAUGUUCUCUGACAGCAGGGCUCCAGUGCCUGGGGAGCAGAAAAGCUUCAAGCCCCAUGCACCUCACUUCAUCCCAUGGCUGCGCAAUAAUCUGAAGCCCCACCACAGCAGUGACCUGGGGCUCAACGGACCGUUCAAAUCCAGCUCAGAGGCCCGCGACAACCUGACCCCGCUGGUGAGAGCCAAAGGCAUCAGGUUGUUCUCCAUCCACGGAAAGGACAGGGCGAAGAAGGGGGAGCUUCGGUGUAAUGGUGUUGGGGUGGCGAGAAUGCUCCCAGGGGUGCAGAGGGGGCACAACAUCCUGCCAGAGAGUCGGGGAAAGCAGAGGGAGGACAGUCCUGCCAGGUGGAACCAGUCUCCAGAGCUGCACCAAGACCUCAACACGCAGAUCAGUCCAGGGGAUGGGCUGCAGGGUCUAAGAAAAAGCUCCACGUCUGCUCAGGACAACCACACCUUGGUUAGGAACAACGGCAGCCACCUGAGCCUCCCUCAGUCGCAGAAUGACGGGACUAGCACCUCAGUCAGGAAAUAUGGGCCACUAGUGAGACCCACUCCUGCUCCUGCUCCUGCACUGCUCACUGAGGAGACAAACUAUAAGGUGCCUGUUGUGGUGGGCAUGGAGGACAGGGGGGGGGGUGUGUGGGACUACGCCAGCGGUACCACCUACCGCCUGAGAGACCCCCAUUCAUCCAGCUGGCUGAGCUCAGACUCUCAGGGACAAACAGAAAAGCAGCAUGCGUUCACCUCCAACUUCAGCUAUAUCAAACAACAGAGCAGGAACUCCCAGAGCCAGAGAGACCUGACAGCGCUGAGGGAACCACCUGUGGAUGGUUUCAACGGGCCCCUCAAUGGAGUACUUUUCCCCACUGAGGUUCCUCAGAGAGGCCUGGGCUGCAGCACAACUCCACGAGGCCCCAGGAAACCUAGACCAAGCUUGGAGUGUAUCGCGAACCUAGGCCAGAACCAGACAUGGGUCCAAUACAGGCAUCCCAUUAAAGGGGAGUCCCAGAAGAAGGAAGCAGGCUGCAGCAGGAAGGUGGUUCGAAACCAGAUUAAACGGGUGGUGGACAACCUGGAGCAGGUUCUUACAGCGCUGAGGGAUGUUCAACAGGAAAUGAAAGAGGUGGUGCAGCAGAUUGACUAUCUAACCUCAUCCAUUGAUCUGAAUGAGGUGGAGCAGCAGAGGACAGAAGGACGCGACAGCGCCAAGCCCCCCAGCAACAGCAGCUUCAGUUCAGGCUCAGGCUCCAGCUCCAGCGAGGUGACAGUAGGCAACACCCAUCAGAGGCCCAAGUCUGAAGACCAGCCAGGAACCACAGGCUCAUCUGGCAGCCUCAGGAGAGACCAUCAUUACAGGAGCCAAUCUCCACCAAAUGUGCUGCUGUGCCAUGUAAGCUCUGGGUUUUCAUCAGAGAGGAGUCAAACUCUUCGGUUCACAAGCAGUCUGGGGUCUUCUCCCAGACAAGGUGGGCCACUGCAGUAUAGCAAUAAUCCUCCUUCAUCCAAUCCCCUUCAAAUUCUAAACCUCACCUCCCAUGACCUUACUUUGUCUCCCCAAAGAAGCAUCCCUGUACGGCCUCCCACUCCUGGUCUCUCCCCUCUAACAGUAAACUUUCACCACCCCAGCAGCCCUAAUUCUCAGCCUCACUCCCCUGGACCUUCCUCCUCCAUCACGUUCAGUCCUGUCUCCCCUCCCUCCCCUCUGUCUCCAAAGCCUCACCAACCCCCCACCCUUAGCCCUUCUGUCAUCAUAGAGAACAAAAUCGGUUCUUAUAAGACCCCACAUAGUGACCACCCAUCUGCUGGUGCGCUCUCUCCAUCAUCAACCCAGCCUCCGUCUGCCAGCUGCCCACCCACCAACUCUGAAACUCAAACUGUGUCCAACAACAACAGAGAGAGGCGAGUAUCCUCAGCAGGGCCCGUUCACAUACCUUCACAGAUGUGCACUGCCCUUGCAGCCACAGCUAAACCACCAGCAGCACAAGGCCGGCGAGGUCGCAAGCCACCACCUUACCCUCACCACAGACCCUAUGAACACACAAAGAAAGUGAAGGAGCCCCGCAAAGCUCCCCCGUACCCUGAGAAAAGAAGGCUGCUCUCGACCACGGUGUGAGACAAUGCAGCAGGACGGGCGAGGCUAAUCGAACAGAGCCAUAUUCACAGCACCAGCCACGAGUCCGCCAGAGUGGACAGUGAUUUAAGGCUCGCCAAGUUGAGCUGAGACCAAGUUUCCAAGGUGACAAGGCGCAGAAGCAACUUGGGGU
Messenger RNA from Micropterus salmoides (largemouth bass), 2686 nucleotides. Its product is annotated as bromodomain-containing protein 4B-like. The transcript is spliced from 2 exons. The coding region runs from base 424 to 2535 and encodes 703 amino acids. The record is from RefSeq and is a predicted model, not a curated record. Lineage: Eukaryota; Metazoa; Chordata; Actinopteri; Centrarchiformes; Centrarchidae.